Messenger RNA from Rhipicephalus microplus (southern cattle tick), 461 nucleotides. Its product is annotated as snRNA-activating protein complex subunit 4-like. Gene Ontology annotation, biological process: snRNA transcription by RNA polymerase II; snRNA transcription by RNA polymerase III. The record is from RefSeq and is a predicted model, not a curated record. Gene Ontology annotation, molecular function: RNA polymerase III type 3 promoter sequence-specific DNA binding; RNA polymerase II cis-regulatory region sequence-specific DNA binding. Gene Ontology annotation, cellular component: snRNA-activating protein complex. Lineage: Eukaryota; Metazoa; Arthropoda; Arachnida; Ixodida; Ixodidae.
GGUGGCAAGCAUGGUGCCCGGUCGUACGCACGGCCAGUGCAGGAAUCGCUACAUAUACCACUUUGACCAGCAGUUUGUCUCGGGGCCGUUCACUUCGGAUGAGGACCGCACGCUGCUGCAGCUGGUGCAGAAGUACGGAGCUGGCCACUGGGCCAUGGAGGAACGGGGCAUGCCCUGGCGUGCACCCAACACACUGCUGAAGCGCUACCGGCGACUAUGCGAGACUCUGUGCACCAAAGAGCCCACAGUGGCUGACCUGGAGCGCUUCCUGGCGGUACCCGUGGCUCGCAUGACUGCGGUGCGAUGUGCCAGUCUGACAAGAAUGGACUAGCGCAUGGACCUGUACCAGCGCAUCAGAUGCUUCCUCAACACAGAUGUCAUGAAGCGUGCCAUCUUUUCGCUGGUCAAGGUAGCCACGGCCACCUUUUUUGCCUGUUUGGAAUGACGGAGACAGAAUAUAG